AUGGAAGGAGUGUAUUUGGAUGAGAAUGGGCAGUUGACAGUUGAAUACGACAUUGUGAACUGGGUGGCAUUUCCCAAUGAAACCUUUAAUGUAGUGAAAUUUGGGAGCAUAAGCAGACAAGGAUCCUCAGGCACAAAAUCCACCAUUGACCAGGAGGCUCUUGAGCGGUCCAGGCUGUUCAACCAGACCCUUCCUCAGUCAAGGUGUAGCAAAAGCUGUCGCCCUGGAUAUGCCAAGAAGGUUCAGGAAGAGAAACCGAUUUGCUGCCAUGCUUGUGCUCCAUGUGCGGAAGGGAUGGUCUCCACUCAGGAAGAUGCAGACCACUGCACCAAAUGUCCAGAAGAUCAACACCCUAACAAGGACAGAGAUCAAUGCAUCCCCAAGAUUAUCACCUUCCUGUCCUAUGAUGAAUAUCUGGGCACCCUCUUGGCUUCCACUGCCCUGUUUCUGUCCUUAAUCACUGGCCUUGUUUUAGGAAUAUUCAUUAAAUAUCUUGACACUCCCAUAGUCAAAGCCAACAACAGGGACCUUUCCUACAUCCUCCUUGUCUCCCUCCUGCUGUCCUUUUUGUCCUCCUUUCUGUUUAUAGGCCAGCCAAGGAAAGUGACCUGCCUUCUCAGGCAGACAGCCUUUGGCAUCAUCUUCUCAGUUGCUGUCUCUUCUUUGUUAGCAAAAACUAUUACCGUUGUGCUGGCCUUUCUGGCCACUAAGCCAGGAAACAGGGUGAGGAGAUGGCUGGGAAAGAGUCUGGCUAAUUCCAUUGUCAUUUCCUGUUCCGGUAUCCAAAUUCUCAUCUGUGUCAUCUGGCUGGGUACCUCUCCUCCAUUCCCACACUCUGACAUGCACACCCAGGCUGGAGAGAUCAUACUGCAAUGCAAUGAAGGAUCUGUUGCCAUGUUUUACACUGUCCUUGGCUACAUGGGCUUCCUGGCUGCCAUCUGCUUCACGGUGGCUUUCCUAGCCAGGAAGCUGCCUGGGGCCUUCAAUGAGGCCAAGCUGAUCACCUUCAGCAUGCUGGUCUUCUGCAGUGUUUGGGUGUCCUUUGUUCCCACCUACCUGAGCACCAAGGGGAAGUACAUGGUAGCCGUGCAGGUCUUCUCUAUGUUGGCCUCCAGUGCUGGGCUUCUGGGCUGCAUCUUCCUUCCCAAGUGCUACAUUAUUGUACUCAGGCCUAGUCUCAAUACAAAGGAGCACCUGACUACAAAGAGUUAA
Messenger RNA from Lacerta agilis (Sand lizard), 1212 nucleotides. Its product is annotated as vomeronasal type-2 receptor 26-like. Gene Ontology annotation, molecular function: G protein-coupled receptor activity. NCBI's taxonomy places the organism in Eukaryota, Metazoa, Chordata, Lepidosauria, Squamata, Lacertidae. The coding region runs from base 1 to 1212 and encodes 403 amino acids. The transcript is spliced from 3 exons. Gene Ontology annotation, biological process: G protein-coupled receptor signaling pathway. The record is from RefSeq and is a predicted model, not a curated record. Gene Ontology annotation, cellular component: membrane.